This is a messenger RNA of Scutellospora calospora, 3239 nucleotides long. Lineage: Eukaryota; Fungi; Glomeromycota; Glomeromycetes; Diversisporales; Gigasporaceae. The record is from the annotation of a GenBank genome assembly.
ACAAGUUUAAUCGGAUUUUUAGCCAAAGUAGUCGAAGUCGGAUUUCGUGCGCUGAACCUUCACGCAGGAAUUUCUGAACAAGUAAUAAAAUCCUUCAUGACAAUGGUUCAAAAUGAAGCUCAAGAGAAAGAAACUUGGAUAUUUUUUGAUGAAAUUAAUACUUGCAAUCACAUUGGUCUUCUAUCUGAUCUUUUAGCUCAUAGAAGAUGGUUAGGCAAAGAAAUACACUAUAAUAUUCGCAUUUUUGCUGCUUGUAAUCCUUAUCGUAAACGUAUUAAAAGUCAAACUAAUGUGGGAUUGAAGGUGCAACAAAAGAAAUAUGAAGAAAAGAAUGAAUUGGUUUAUCAAGUUAAACCUUUGCCUGAUCAAAUUCUUGAUUAUGUUUGGGAUUAUGGAAUUCUUCAAGCUUUUGAGGAAGAGAAAUACAUUGAAAUAAUGGUUUCUGAAUCAUUAGGAGAAUUAUUUGAAGAUAAUAAAAUAUUCGCAAAAUUAUUAGGUGAAUCUCAAAGAUAUAUUAGGACCAUCGAAGAACCUUAUAGUGUUAGUCUAAGAGACGUGAAACGUGCGAUUACUCUAGUAAAAUUCUUUGCAAAAAGCCUUACAAAUCGUCCUGCGCUUCGAAGAAAAAAUAAUGCACCUCCAUAUCCUAAUUCAGAAGAAAUUAAAUUUUCGAUUAGAUGUUAUGUAUUGUCAUUAGGACUUUGUUAUCAGUGUAGAAUGUAUGAACAAUCUAUUAGACAAGAGUAUAGAGAAAAAAUGGCUAGAUUAAUACUUACUCAUGGAUAUAAAUUUGAUGUGGCUAUGUUUAACAAAAUUAUUAAACAAGAGCAAGAGGAUUAUAUUAAUAGAAUGAUUUGUCCUCCGAAUACCGCACAUAAUGAAGCACUUUUAGAAAAUGUUUUGGUGAUGAUCGUUUGUAUUUUAACAAAAAUUCCCGUAUUUAUUAUUGGAGCUCCUGGGUCAUCAAAGUCGUUAGCGAUAAGGCUUGUAAGUCAGAAUCUAAAAGGUUCGGAUUCAAAUGACAAGUACUUUCAAGAAUUACCGCAGGUUUAUUUAAUUCCUUAUCAAGGUUCAUCAUCUUCAACAUCUGAUGGUAUCAUCAAAGUAUUUGAAAAAGCUGUUAAUUAUCAAAAUACAAGUUCCAAGGAAUUUAAAAUCAUUAGUGUUGUCUUACUUGAUGAAGUUGGAUUGGCCGAAACAAGUCCAUUUAAUCCAUUGAAAGUUCUUCAUUCAUUACUUGAACCAAGCUAUCCUUCAGAUGGUCCCGCUGUAGCCUUUAUUGGUAUAUCUAAUUGGAGAUUGGAUAAUAGCAAGAGCAGCAGAGCAUUAUUAGUUCAAAGGUUUACCAAUACUGGUGGUUCCAAAAUAACAAAAACCUCUCUUAAACCGCUUGCAGAUGCUUAUUCAUCCUACGAACAAACUGGACAGCUGCUUCCUAAUUUCCAUGGUCUUCGUGAUUAUUACGCAUUAGUAAAAUCAUUAUCCUUAGCCGAUUUAACACCUCAAAAUAUUCAAAAAUGCUUAGUUCGAAAUUUUGGCGGUACAGAUUCAGAACAAACUCAAAAAUUAUGUGAAUCUUAUUUUGGAGAGGUAUUUAGAUUAUCUAAUGAUGCCAAGAAUUGGGAAUAUACUCCAAUUCCGGUCGAAGAGUUGAUUAACGCAAAUUUGGAUGAUGAAGGAGCAAGACAUCUUAUGGUCAUUGGAAAAAGCGAUUCAAUCGUUAGUUUGUUGACCUACCAAUUGAGAAGUAGAAAUUUGGAUCCCGUAAUUAUUUUGGGUUCUCAAUUUCCUGAUGAUAGAGAUGACUAUUCUUAUAGUAUAUUAAGUAGGAUUAUGAUGUGUGUCGAAGCCGGAAGACCAUUAAUUUUAACAGACUUGGAAAUUAUUUAUGGGAGUCUUUAUGAUUUAUGGAAUCAAAAUUAUAUUGUUGUGGGUAGUACAGAUGAUCCAAAAUAUUAUACUAGAGUGGCACUCGGUGCUUAUGCAAAUCCUAUGCUUUUUGUAAAUAAAACAUUUAGAUGCAUUCUAGUGCUUGAUGAAAAAAAACUCGAGACGGCUGAUCCACCACUUCUAAAUCGGUUUGAAAAACAAAAAAUGACAAUUAAUAAUAUCCUAACACAUCAAAAUACCCAAUUAGUUGAACAAUUAUCUAUUUGGGUAACUCAGAUGUCAAAAGUAUUUGGUGGUCCUAACGCAUCAAUGCCAAUAAUGGAAUUUAAACAAAAGGAUCUAUUCAUUGGGUUUGACCCUGAUGAAACAUUACAAAGUUUGGUGAUCGAUGUCACUAAGAGAUACCCGGCUAGUGAAAAUAUAGAUUUUCUUCAAAAAUGUAAAGAAAAACUGAUCGCAAUCGCCUCAAGUGAUGGAAUUAUAAGAGCAGAAAAAUCUAGAUUGGAUCCCGAAGAAAUUAAUUUUUGGAAAAAUGUUUAUUAUAAUGAUCAAUGUCAUGAUAAUAUUACCAAAUAUAUCAAGUCUUCUCUAAAUAAAUCGAAUAUUGAAAACGCAAAUUCUGAGGGACUUCAGGUCAUCAUUAAUACAUUCUCCAACAUUAAUACAGAUGUAGAAGCUUGUCUAAAAGAUAUUAUCAGCUGUCAAGUUGAUAAACUAUCAACUUUCAAAACAGAAUCCCAACUUCAAAACAGGGUUAAACAUUUCUGGUUAAAUUCUACAGCCGAAAUGUUGAUUCUCCAAUGUGAUGUCACUACAAUAAGUGCUGGAUGUAUUAAAUUAGCUAAAUUUAUAAUUGAACAAUUUAAAAAUGAUUAUAUGAUUAAAAAGAAAGCAAGACCUGAAUUAAAUAUGAAAACAAAACAUUCAUGUAUUAUAUUACAUGUUCAUAGAGAGCAAGAAAAUUCAUCAGCAACAUUUAAUUUCAUGUGUGGAUGGGAUCAAAUAACUAUCGAGACUCUGUCUCAACAAGAGAUACCUUUAUCAGAACUUUUAGAUAAAAGUUUGAAUGACGUUAUUAAUACUACUUAUAAAUUUGAGGAUAUUUUGCAAUGGCUUCAAGAAAAGGCUUCUAAAAACUGGCAAUAUGAUGUAGCAUCUAAUAAGAAAUUAUUAUAUAGAUAUCCAUCAUUUUUAACAUCUUUGCAGGCCUAUGUCAAAGGAUUUGUCAGAAAACCAAUUGCCAAAGCCUUUUGUACGCUUGAAAGAUUAGCAGCCACCAGGACUUUCUUCUCAAUCGAUAUCAAUAAGACUGAUGCUUUAGAUGAAGAUAAUUACUUACUCAAGUUUUG